Lactuca sativa (garden lettuce) is the source of this 1293-nucleotide messenger RNA. RefSeq lists its product as uncharacterized. Lineage: Eukaryota; Viridiplantae; Streptophyta; Magnoliopsida; Asterales; Asteraceae. The record is from RefSeq and is a predicted model, not a curated record.
AAGAGAAAGGUGAGGGGAUGAUUUUUGCAAUUCACUCAAACUCAGGCAUAUACUUUUUCUAAAGGGGCGAUUAUCAGAUUAUGUUGCCAUUGUGUAUUAAAUAAAGAUAAGGUCAGGAACAGCCAUGGAAGCCGAGAAGAGCUUGGAGAUUUAUGAAUUCGGUCCCUGUGAAGAUUCCUACCAAAUGGGUUUCUCCAUUGGCAACCAUUUCUCCAACCUCAUAAGAAGCAGACUCUCCACGGACUCCAUAUUCAACCACCAACUUCUCCCUUUCUCUCAAACCCCACAAGCACAGUCCCUACUCCAUUCUCUCUCCCACAACAAUUCCACCAAGUUCCCAGAUUACUGGAAUGAAAUGCGAGGAAUCGCAAAUGGAUCUGGAGUCCCUUUUCUUCAUAUUAUGAUUUUAAACUUCCGGAAAGAGAUUCUCCCGUUCAUCCCAAAGUCAGAAAAAAUUGAAGAUGAAGAGACGAUUGAUGACUGUUCAGAUAUUCUUGUUGUUAGUGAUACAAUGGCUGUUGCAGCUCAUAACGAAGAUGCUAAUGUCGCUCUUGUCGGCCAUACAUAUCUGAUUAAAGCAACACUAUCUAAUGGAUUAUCUUACACAGCUUACACAUACGCAGGCGAGCUCCCAAGCUGCGCAUUUGGUUUCAAUAACCAUGGUCUGGCAUUUACACUAAACUCAGUACCACCAACCGAUUCAGAGAUUGUAGCAGGUGGGAUUGGCCGGAACUUCAUUUCUAGAGACCUUCUUGAAGCUACAAGCAUCGAUGAUGCAAUUAGUAGGAUUCGUUCAUCACAAGUUUCAAUCGGACACAGCUAUAAUUUGUUAGAUGUAAACUUAAGAAAGAUCCUGAACGUUGAGACUGCAUCAAGUCAACGAAUUUCAGUUCAUGAAAUCGGGUCAACCCCUUUCUUCCAUGCCAAUAUGUACAUUCAUCUUCAAGUAAACCAGGUACACGAUCAGAACUCAAUAAGCAGACAAAACCGAGCAGCUUUGCUUCCCAAAAAGUCAAAGGUUGACCUUCUUUCACUCCUUGGAGACUCGGGUGAUCAAGAGUAUCCUAUCUAUAUGCAAGGUCCAACCCUUUACACCUUAUGUACGGCUGUGAUUGAUUUGGAUGAAAGAACAAUGACAAUAAUCAAAUCCAAUCCAAAACAAGGCGUAGUCUCGUAUAUUUUCAAGAUCGCUUAAUGUUCAUAAAUCUUUGUUUAUUUGAUUGUUUUGACAAUUUUGUAAGGAAUAUAAGCAUAUUAUGGUAUUGAAAACUGGAAAAACAUGUUACAAUGAUA